UUCCAACAAUAUGCCUAAGCAGGUAGAGGUGCGGAUGCAUGAAAGCCACCUGAGCCCUGUGGAGACAAGACGCAAGAAUAUAUGCCUGCGGUUCUGUCAAUCACUCAGAAAAAACCUGCUCCUGUCUCUUACUGUAUUUGGUGUCAUCAUGGGUGCAGUAUGUGGCGGCCUUCUUCGCCUGGCAACUCCCAUUGAUCCUGACAUAAUCAUGUUAAUAGCCUUCCCAGGAGAUAUCCUUAUGAGGAUGUUAAAAAUGUUGAUCUUACCUUUAAUUAUAUCCAGUUUAAUCACAGGAUUGUCAGGUUUGGAUGCUAAAGCUAGUGGUCGAUUGGGCACAAGAGCCAUGGUCUACUACAUGUCUACUACUAUCAUUGCUGCUGUGCUAGGGGUGAUUCUGGUUUUAGCCAUUCAUCCAGGAAAUCCAAAACUCAAAAAGCAGCUGGGAGAAGGGAAGAAAAAUGAUGAAGUAUCCAGUUUGGAUGCUUUCUUGGAUCUCAUCCGAAACCUGUUCCCUGAAAAUCUAGUCCAAGCAUGCUUCCAACAGAUUCAAACUGUCACCAAGAAAGUCCUGGUACCCCCAGAAACCGAAGAACCACCUAACAUCACUGACUCUGUCUUUGCUAUGAUGAAUGAGACGAUGACCGAAGAACCACCAGAAGCCCAGCUGGUCAUUAAAAAGGGGCUUGAGUUUAAAGAUGGAAUGAAUGUCCUAGGCCUGAUAGGGUUCUUCAUUGCUUUUGGCGUAGCUAUGGGGAAGAUGGGAGAGCAGGCCAAGAUGAUGGUGGAUUUCUUCAACAUCCUGAAUGAAAUCGUAAUGAAACUAGUCACUAUGAUCAUGUGGUACUCCCCUUUGGGCAUUGCCUGCCUUAUUUGUGGGAAAAUCAUUGCAAUUAAGGACUUAGAGGUGGUUGCUAGGCAACUUGGAAUGUACAUGGUAACAGUGAUCGUGGGCCUUCUCAUCCAUGGAGGGAUCUUCUUGCCUUUACUGUACUUCGUGAUAACACGGAAAAGCCCCUUCUCAUUCCUUGCUGGCAUUUUCCAGGCAUGGAUCACAGCUCUCGGCACAGCUUCCAGUGCUGGUACUUUACCUGUUACUUUCCGUUGCCUUGAAGAAAACUUGGGCAUUGAUAAGCGUGUAACAAGAUUUGUCCUGCCUGUUGGAGCAACAAUUAACAUGGAUGGGACUGCCCUUUAUGAAGCAGUUGCUGCCAUCUUCAUAGCACAGAUGAAUGGAAUUGUGCUGGAUGGUGGGCAGAUAGUCACUGUGAGCCUGACAGCCACCUUAGCAAGUGUUGGAGCUGCCAGUAUACCCAGUGCAGGACUGGUCACCAUGCUUCUCAUCCUCACCGCAGUGGGUCUCCCCACUCAGGACAUCAGUCUUCUUGUUGCUGUUGACUGGCUCUUAGAUCGGAUGAGAACAUCAGUAAAUGUAGUGGGAGAUUCUUUUGGUGCUGGCAUUGUGUAUCACCUUUCCAAGGCCGAGCUGGACAACCUUGAUUCCCAGCAUAAGGUGCAUGAAGACAUUGAAAUGACCAAGACUCAGUCAAUUUAUGAUGACAUGAAAAAUCAUAGGGAAAACAACUCAAACCAAUGUGUUUAUGCAGCUCACAACUCUGUCAUAAUAGAUGAAUGCAAGGUGACACUGGCAACCAAUGGCAAAUCUGCAGACUUCACUGUUGUUGAGGAAGAGCCUUGGAAACGUGAAAAUUAAGGAAAGAGAGUCCCAUCUCCACCUUUAAUAACCCCUUGAAGCUAUCUUAUGGUAAAAGAUAUCAAGAUUAAAGAAUAUUUCUCUAUUUAUUUAACAUCUAAAGUUUCUGCUUACUCAAUUUGUUAACUUGAAACUUAGCAAAGAUCUAAAAGUAAUUUUAGCUACCAUGUUUUUGCCAAAUAGUGAUCCAUAGCAAUCUGUCUCAGUUGUACUAUUUGAAUGGAUGCCGCUGGAGAAUACUCAGUGAGUUAAGAGAUGUUCUUACCAGCCUCUCCCGUUUGCUCAAGAUGCAGAAAAUGUAGAUGCUGCAAAAUGGAAAGUUCAAAAAGCCAGUGUGGCUUUCUCCAGGGACUCAGGGUAAUGAACAAGUAUCCUAUAAACCUUAAAGUGUUCUCAGUGUCUCUUCUUGUGAUGUAUGUAUGAAUCAGAACUGCGGUCAGCAUUAUGUAACUACACUAUUUAUUGUGUCUCUAAAGGUUUUCUAUACGUUUUACAGAUAAUUUGUAGCUGGCAUGAGGGACUCAGAAUUUUCAUCUUCCAGGCGUACUUUAAAUUGUUUCAAAUAUUUCAUUUAGAUUUUGGGGAAUAAAUUCACCCCAGGAGUAACUUCAUUAAAAUCAAUGGAAUAAAUAGAAAGGGCCAAAUUCUGACACCCUUUCUCACAUGGUGCCAGACUCUGAUGCUCUCUUCAAAUCAAAUAGGACCCUACACCACACGUAAUCUCAAUGAAACUUUUCAAGGAGAACAGUGUUAUUUGAUUUAAGGAAGAGCACCAGAAUCGGUCUGUGAAUGAUUAUUGAACAUUCUCUUUGUUGAGAUGAACAAUUAUAUGUAAUAGAGUGUUAACAUUUAAUGGUGCUUAGUGCUUAGCAUAUGUCAGUUUGUUAACCAAGCUAAACUAAAUGUAUAUUUAGGACACUUAAUUUGAAGUGAUAACUAUUUUUCUUAAAUACAUUUUACUUUUGAGCCAAUGAGCUAAAUCCUGAAGUCGUUACCUGGACAAAUUUUGAUUGAAGUCAAUGGGAAUUUUGCCAGGGCUAGGACUUAGUGAAUGGUAAACCAGAACUUCAGGAUUCAGUUUAAUAACUUGAAUCUCCAUCUUUCUAUUGUGAAGCAACAAUUUGUAUAAAAUUUAGAUAAGCUAUGAUUCUAGACCACAUGGUAUAUGAAUAAACAAGGCAGAGUUCUGUUAAUACGGUAUAACUAAUUCAUUCAUCUGUAAGAUGUAGAAGUGCAAUAAUGAUUCUUUUAGGUUGUUUAAAAGAUGCUUGUUAAAAAUCAGUGCUUGUAAAGACAUAGAUAAAUUCUGCUAUGAAAUUAAUAAUGUUUUACAGCAAAGCUGAUCUGGGUAAUCUUGGGAAACCUUGCCCUCUGAACAAAGAUUGUGUGGCAUGUUGUGUUUUCUUAAAAUGUUCUCUAAAAUGCCCAGAUUAUGAUCUCAUAAUUAACAUAACUACAAGAUGAAAUGAGAAAUGAAGCACAUAUGAACAUAUAUUUCUUUCUGUCCAUGUGCAGUGCUGCUAUUUGUGUAUACAAAAAUAACAUAUGUGAAUGUAGAGUUUAAACAAGAAUACAGUCUGAUUUUGCUAAUUUGUACUCAUGUUAGCUGUUCCACUGAAGUCACUAUGGGCCCAUGCUAGUAAGGACUACUCACCUGUUUAAUGGUUUGCAGAAUCAAACUUAUUGUCAACAUAUUUACUGUUCAAAUAUUUGUAGUUGUGCAGUAUUUUCUUUGGGAACUUUAGUGGUCUUUUGACAUCCUCAUGCUGCUUCACUAACUGAAACAUCUGAAAGAAUUUAAUACAGUAGUUGUUAAACUACUGUGAGUACUUAAGACAUUAUUCUGGCAACCUAAAAAAUUAAUAAGAUUUAGUCCUUUUCUGUAGGACUUUUGUACCGUUGAAUAAUGUAUCAGGGAUAGAAUUUCUAUUCUAUAGAGAAAAAAGUUAUUUUCUACUUGAUUCACUUAGGACUUCAUCAUUCGUCAGUCUUUAAUAAUUUUAGUAUUUGAAGGGACCUAAUUUUAUCUUCUCCUCUCCCUACAUGCAUGCAUGCACACAAACACAGGCACACAUACACUUCUUGGAUCUCUUCUUUCAUUUUAAAGAAGAAGUUACAGCCAGAAAAAUGGAAAGACUACAUCUUGUUCAGUAUACAGAACUUCUCAGGAUCCUAGUAUGGAUUUGAAGAAGAGUUCACAUCCCUGACACCCCUCCCCUCAAAGAAAUAAAGUGACCAAGACAGCACUAGCACACUCUAAAAUGAACUCUAUUUAACAUAAGGGCUUCUGGCUCACCUCAAAUGAAAGUCACAGAGAGCUAAGUGGCAAUUGCAUAGAGUGACCAUUUUUCCCAAAGAGAAAACAGGACCUUCAGCUUCUCACCUGAGACCUCUUCUUUCCACACAAAGCUGUUGUCUGUUUCUGGUGUCCUGCAGGGCCUCAUCAGGAGACCGUUGGCUGGAACCCUGAGAGGCGGGGGUGGAGAUUCCCUCAGGGGGCUGUUGCCCAUGCCUGAAACCCUGCUGGCUCCCCCCACAUGCAGUAACACUUCUUGCCCUCUCCCCCAGAUCUGCCUUCCCCAUGAGGGGGUGAGGAAGGGGCUGGCAUCUCUGCUUGCCUUUUCUGUAUCACAAGCCACUUAUUUGGCAAAAGAAGCCAUUUGCCCCAGUUGCUUUUGCUAACUGAUUGUGCCAGAGCAUAUGGUACAAAUUCUUCCUCUUAAAAAAAAAUUGGGACUGCCAGUACAGGAUUUACUUAAGGGAUAAUCCUGGCCAAAAUGGACAUAUGAUCACUCUACAAUUGUACCAAAGUAGAACAUUGUGUUGUAAUACAGAGCUUGGGUUCUCAAAGACUUUCAGAACAUGACACAUAUUUUAGAGAUUUGCUCUCCCAAACCAUCUCCGUCAUAUUUAUUAUAGCCUAAGUUCCCUGUGGCAGCUACAACAAUUGUUUACAGAGAAAGGUAACAUUAGGAAAGUGUUUAGUAUAUUUUUAAGCUGUCUGUUAAACAGUAUAGCUGGAAACAGGUAAGAGAGCCAGCACCAUGUGACUAAUCCACUCCUGGUUCAGAAUAUCCUACCUUUCACUUAUCUGAUUUGGACAUUUUUCCCUUUAUAAAAUGUGACGUUUCAGAUGGGGCUAGAAGAGGUGAAAAUCUAGAUCAACUCUACCCAGGUACAGAGAACAAUUUGGGGCUUUAGUUUUGACUAAAAAAGCAGAUUAUAGGACUUUUAAGUAAGACUUUAUAGCUGCAGUAACUCAGGGAACUUUCUAAAGAUAAUUACCAUGUCGUUCUUCUACUUAUAAUAUAGAGAUGUACUGCUUAUGGAAAAUACUUUGGCUAUCUCCCAGGCUGAAAUCUCCCAUGUAAUAUUUAAUGUGUAGCUACUCUGGCACAAUACUGAAUUAAACUAUCAAAAAACUUUUCUUUUGUUGGGGGAAAAUGUAACUCAUACUUGGCUCGCAGCUAGUAAUUUGCUCAUUCCACAUGAGGCUGGGUUGCUGCUUAACUAAACAAACAAGAAUAAAACCAGUAAAUGUCCACUUGAGCAAAUACAAAUUUCACAUUUGAGUGGAUAAUGCUUGUCACUGUCACAUCUUCCUUUAUUAGGAGCUUUAGACAUUAUUUUACAUCUGGUCUUCAGAGAGUUCUCUUCCUCUACUCACUUUCCCCCCAUUGUUUGGAUGGCAAAACUCAGGGAUGUGCACAAAGUGAAGCAGCACAUGCUCUGAGCUAUUUUCACAUGAAUUGAAGUUCCUUUUUUACAGUAAUUUCCUUUGCUCAGCUCUCAGCCACUCCCCUGUUGCUUACAGAAGUAUGAUAUAUGUAUACCAUCUAGAAUAUUGACUUCAUCAGUGGAACAUGGAAAACCUUGAUGCUAGUAAGUAUUCUUAGCCAGGAAGGCAUUUAAGCCCCCAGUUAAAAUUUAGCAGCACAUGCUUUUCUGAAUAGCACUGUACUUAAGUAUUUACUUGAGAACUUUGCUGAAUGAGGGUCAUUGCGCUGUCAGUGUUUGUUCUGAUGCUACUCUUCCAGGCUCAGUGCUCGCUAGUUAACUUAGGGGAACAGUUUGCUUCUGAAUUUGUUCCUUCUUCAGUACAGGCAGUCCCCGGGUUACGUACAAGAUAGGGACUGUAGAUUUGUUCUUAAGUUGAAUCU
Messenger RNA from Pelodiscus sinensis (Chinese soft-shelled turtle), 5871 nucleotides. NCBI's taxonomy places the organism in Eukaryota, Metazoa, Chordata, Testudines, Trionychidae. The record is from RefSeq and is a predicted model, not a curated record.